GAAGGGCUUCGUUUUUUCGGCGACGUUGUGUUCCAGUUGCGUGGAGCAUAUAUUUCAGUUGGAGGUCAGUUGGUGCUGAUGGGGGACGAAAAGGACACCUGGAAAGUCAAAACGCUGGAUGAGAUUCUUCAAGAAAAGAAACGCAGAAAAGAGCUGGAAGAAAAGUCAGACCCCAAGCGCCAGAAAAAUACGGAUGAGCGGGACUCCAAACGGGACACGCUGGAGGAAGGCGAGCUACGGGACCACAGGAUGGAAAUAACGAUCCGUAACUCCCCGUACAUGCGGGAAGACUCCACUGAGGACAGAGGGGAAGAGGACGAAUCGCUGGCUAUCAAGCCCCCGCAGCAGAUGGCGAGAAAAGAGAAGUCUCACCACAGGAAGGAGGAGAAGAGAAAGGACAAGAGGCGACACCGCAGUCACUCCACGGAAGGGAAACACAUGCGGUCGAAGGACAAGGAGAAGGAGAAGGAGAGGGAGAACGAGAGGAGGAAGAGGCAGAGGGAGGAGCAGGACAAGGCCAGGAGGGACUGGGAGAGGCAGAAGCGCAGGGAGCUGGCCAGAGCUCACUCACGCAGAGAGAGGCUUCCCCUGUCUGUCCCGGCAUGCAGGGACCGGCUGGAGCAGCAGGAGAGACAGCGGGAGCGGGAGAGGAAGCUGAGGGAGCAGCAGCAGAAGGAGCAGCGUGAGCUGAAGGAGCGGGAGAGGAGGGCGGAGGAGCGGCGGAAAGAGCGCGAGGCGCGCAGGGAAGUCCCCUCCCACCACCGCGGGCUGACGGACGACUACGGGGAGAAGUCCAAACAGAGCCACAGCAGCCGCAGCCCCAUCAGGCCCCCGCGUGAAAAACCAGAGCAGAGCGACCCCCGCAGGAUAGCUGUGAGAGAGGAGAAACCUGAGGACAGGGACCUGCUGUCCGACCUGCAGGACGUCAGCGACAGCGAGAGGAAGACCAGCACGGGCGAGUCCUCCUCAGGAUCAGGGUCUGGCUCCGAGGAAGAGGAGGAGGAGGAAGAAGAGACCAGCAGCCAGAGCGACGGAGAAGAGGAGGAGUCCGGCUCCAACUCGGGAGGCUCGGAGCAGAGUGCAGAUGAAGUCAGCGAAGAGGAGCAGUCUGAGGAGGACUAUGAAGAGGAGAGGGAGAACGGAAACCACAUUCCUGCUGUGCCGGAGUCCCGCUUCGACCACGACACAGAGGAGAGCGUGGAGGAGGAGGAGCCGGAGGAGGUGGAGGAGGGCGAGCCCACGCCCCAGUCCCGCUCCCACUCCGUCACCCCCGACGACAAGUACCUCCCCGACUCGCCCGUCAUGUCCCCUGUGGAGCUGAAGAAGGAGCUGCCCAAAUACCUACCUGCUCUCCAGGGGUGUCGCAGUGUGGAGGAGUUUCAGUGUCUAAACCGAAUAGAAGAAGGGACCUACGGGGUGGUGUACAGAGCCAAGGACAAAAAGACAGAUGAAAUAGUGGCGCUGAAGAGGCUAAAGAUGGAGAAGGAGAAAGAGGGCUUUCCCAUCACCUCUUUGAGAGAGAUCAACACCAUCCUGAAAGCGCAGCAUCCCAACAUCGUUACCGUGAGGGAGAUUGUCGUGGGGAGUAACAUGGACAAGAUCUACAUCGUGAUGAACUAUGUGGAGCAUGACUUAAAGAGUCUGAUGGAGACCAUGAAGCAGCCCUUUCUGCCAGGUGAGGUGAAAACCCUCAUGAUCCAGCUGCUGCGAGGGGUACGGCAUCUCCACGACAACUGGAUCCUCCACCGCGACCUGAAGACCUCCAACCUGCUGCUCAGCCACAAGGGCAUCCUGAAGGUGGGAGACUUCGGCCUGGCGCGAGAGUACGGCUCACCGCUCAAACCCUACACGCCGGUGGUGGUGACGCUGUGGUACCGUUCCCCUGAGCUGCUACUAGGUGCUAAGGAGUACUCCACAGCUGUGGACAUGUGGUCCGUCGGCUGCAUAUUUGGAGAGCUCUUGACCCAGAAGCCUCUCUUCCCUGGAAAAUCUGAAAUCGACCAAAUCAACAAAAUUUUUAAGGAUCUGGGCUCCCCCAGCGAAAAGAUCUGGCCGGGUUACAACGAGCUGCCCGCGGUGAAGAAGAUGACCUUCACCGAGUACCCCUACAACAACCUGCGGAAGCGUUUCGGGGCACUGCUGUCUGACCAGGGCUUCGACCUCAUGAACAAGUUCCUCACCUACUGCCCCAGCAAGAGGAUAACCGCAGAGGAGGCCCUGAAGCACGAGUAUUUUCGGGAGACGCCUCUCCCCAUCGACCCCUCCAUGUUCCCCACGUGGCCGGCCAAGAGCGAGCAGCAGCGGGUGAAGAGAGGGACCAGCCCGCGGCCCCCCGAGGGGGGGCUUGGCUACAGCCAGCUGGGUGACGACGACCUGAAGGACACGGGGUUUCAUCUCACAACCACCAACCAGGGAGCCUCCGCCGCCGGGCCAGGGUUCAGCCUCAAGUUCUGAUCCGGUUCUGUUCCGUCACAGCCCGGAUUACAGUUAUUUUGAGCAGACUGACUAGACAGAAAGGGAUCCGGAGUUACCAAACGGUUUCCUCCCCCGCCCACACCCAACCCACCCAAUCACUGCGCAGGGGGGACGCUGGGACGCCCAAUCAGUGACCAGCGCUUUGAAAGGGGGCCGUACAGACGACAGGGACCUCUUGCCUUGUUUGAGAGAGGAUGCGAGGGACAGUUGUCCAGAGAGCACGAGACAAAACGAAAUGUGAUUUCUCCCGUAUUCCUGGAAAUGCCCGGAUUGGGGUGUGUACGGAUCACGUUUUUUAACACCCCCAAAUGGAGGCUGUUGUGAAAAUUUCCAUUGUGUUCCCCCCCUCCUCAUUGGUCAUUCCUACCUGCUGGUCUCUUUAGUUCUGUAAACUACUUCCUAAUUUCGCUGUAUUAGGUUUAUCGCUCUUGUGCAGAUGUAUUGAAAGAACAAACCAAAAGACAGAAAUGGCAUUGUGGGACUGUUUAGUUCUUAUUUUGUCUCUCCUUUUUCAGCUGUAGGUUGGGGGGAUGCCGUUUACUGGAGAGUUCUGUGAUUUUGAGUUAUUGUUCUUUUUUUUAGCACUGAAAUAAAAUGGUCUUCUUCAGUAGAAUAGUUUCAUUUCUGCUUCAGCUGACUACACAACUAUAUUGGCUG
Messenger RNA from Megalops cyprinoides (Indo-Pacific tarpon), 3132 nucleotides. RefSeq names its product cyclin-dependent kinase 11B (gene cdk11b). Lineage: Eukaryota; Metazoa; Chordata; Actinopteri; Elopiformes; Megalopidae. Gene Ontology annotation, molecular function: cyclin-dependent protein serine/threonine kinase activity; ATP binding. The record is from RefSeq and is a predicted model, not a curated record. The transcript has 20 exons. Gene Ontology annotation, biological process: protein phosphorylation; regulation of mitotic cell cycle. Gene Ontology annotation, cellular component: nucleus. The coding region runs from base 79 to 2454 and encodes 791 amino acids.